Magallana angulata is the source of this 2328-nucleotide messenger RNA. RefSeq names its product dehydrodolichyl diphosphate synthase complex subunit nus1-like. Gene Ontology annotation, molecular function: ditrans,polycis-polyprenyl diphosphate synthase [(2E,6E)-farnesyl diphosphate specific] activity. Gene Ontology annotation, cellular component: dehydrodolichyl diphosphate synthase complex; endoplasmic reticulum membrane. The record is from RefSeq and is a predicted model, not a curated record. Lineage: Eukaryota; Metazoa; Mollusca; Bivalvia; Ostreida; Ostreidae. The transcript has 5 exons. Bases 69 to 854 code for a protein of 261 amino acids.
UUUCACAUCCGGUACACGAGAUCACCGGUUUGUCAACAGAGUAAACUUGAAAUGUGGUUAUAACACAAAUGUACAUCACAGACAGUGGUCAAUAUUGUCUAACGAUGUUGGAAACAAAAUUAUUGAGUCUAUUACAUGUUUUGAUAGCUGUAGGGGAUUUCUUAAGACAUUGUUUUUAUAGUCUACCCAUUCGUUUUCCUUACCAAUGGAAGAAUUUACAACAGAAAGCUGAUGCAAGAGACCUGAAGAAAGUGCCAACACACCUCGGUGUGAUAGUAUGUGAGGAGGAUAUAUCGCUACCUGAUAUAGCGAACUUAAUAGUGUGGUCAAUAGCAUUAGGAGUGUCCUACUUCAGUAUAUACGACCUCAAUGGUUAUAUAAAGAGAAAGAGAAAAGAAUUAAAAGAAGCACUAGAUAAUGCACAAAAGAAAUGUUUGGACGAGGAGCAGAGGAAGUAUACAAUAGUCAUCCAUAAUGAUGCUGAGUCAAGGCCUCAUGAAAAUGGUUGUUACAGUUCCAAUAAGAUUGAUAUACAGUUGCUGUCAAAAGCUGAUGGUCGACAGAAUUUGGUAGAAACUACACGAUUGCUAAGUCAACAGGUAGCUUCAAAACAGCGGCGAUUAGAAGAUAUUACACCAUCUACUGUUGAAGAAUUUAUUAAAGAAAAAUUCCAUUUCCCUGACCCAGAGUUGAUACUAAGGUUUGGAAAGGGAGAAUGUCUCUUUGGAUUCCAACCCUGGCAGAUUCGACUCACAGAGAUACUAUCGGCCAGGAGUCAUCAUAACUUAGGAUAUAGCUCAUUGACAGACUUGUUUCAUCAAUAUGGAGAAACCAAGCAGAGGUUUGGCAGAUGACCGCUGCACUGCUAGUCACCAGUUCAAAACCAUGUUUCAUCACUCAUUAAGUCUCCUUAUCCACACAUGUUUUCCAUUAGACAUUAGAAUUUGAUUUCUUUUAUGUAAUGGUCUGUAUGUGAUUGAAAGUAUUGACAAAGUCAGAGUUAAGGUAAUUUGUUUUGUAAAAUUUUUUACUGUUCUAAUAUUAUUUUAGGUGCUUUUAUCGAUUGUGUUGUUAUAGAUAUGAUUUACUAUUUCACAGGAAAUAGGAAAAGCUAUGAGAUAAUUUGGAGGAAUUUAUUUGUUAUAAACUUCUACUUAUCAUAUACUGUUAUAAAGUAUACCACUAAAUAUGGUGAAGAUACUGCAGAAUUAAUGGAGCUUUAGAAGUUACUUUGUACAGUUAUUCUGGUCAUAAGACAUUCCUACUCAAACUGUGACCUAAAGUCUACAGUCCCGUUGGUUAAUCUUGUUUAAGUGUUUAUUAUUUAUUAAAACUGUACUAGGGCAUUUGAAUGGGAGUAUCUGUAGCUAUGAAUUUGAAUGUGAGUAUCUGUAGCUAUGAAUUAAUCAUUUUGGUAUAUAUAUAUAUAUUAUAAUAUGUGUUUGAGCCAGUGUCUGAGAUACUACCGUAUGUACCUAGUAUUGUAAAUGGGAGAAAAAAUCUUGGUUUUUGUGAAUUACACUACUCGAACGCCCUGAUGUUCUACGCGAAUGGAAGAUUGACUGGAUUUGAUACUUGAAUUAUAUUACCAGUACAUGCGCACCACAACUGCUUGCUUUACUAUUAAACAUUUUGUUUGUUUAUUAUGAGGGGUUGAUAGCAUACAAUUUUGUUAGGUGGGUUUAAUUGGGUAAACAUGAACAUGUUUAUUGUACUACCAUGGCAUUUACUGAUGACCUAAUUUUUACUCAGUUCAGGAAAGAAGACAUAAAACUAAAUGGUUGCUGAAUGUCUGCUGAUGUUUGUUUUGUUUUAUAAUGAUUUUUUAACUCAAUUGUGUUGAGAUCAGUAAAUAUUUACCGUAAUCAAAGUUUUUUUUUAACCAAUACAUAAAUUGAAGAAAUGAAAACUCAUUUAUAAUUAUUGAAAUCAAUCAAAGUGCUGUCAAUGAUUCAAUUUUGAUGCAAUAAGAGUAGGAAGAAACAGAUAUUAUUGAUAAAUUAUUAAUGUUAAGACGCAACGAAAACCUUUCUUCUAUAUAUACUUAAAAAUUCUACAUCUAGGGUACUAUGAGUUGUGAUCAUUCAUGUUUUUUAUUGUCUUAUAAAAUACUGUUUUGAUGACUUAGAAAAGUUUAUUAUUUCUACAACCAUUAAAAAAAUUUGGAAAAGUUUGAAAGUACCGUACAUGUGAGCAAUAACUUCUACAACAGUCGGUUGACUGUUAUGUUAUGUUUGCCUGUAGCAUAUAUACUUAUAUAUGUGUAAAUGUAUGUGGAAUAGAGAUUUAUUUUAGGGGAAAUGCCAAAUAAAAGGAUUUUGUACCAGA